Messenger RNA from Lindgomyces ingoldianus, 885 nucleotides. Its product is annotated as signal peptidase complex catalytic subunit sec11. The record is from RefSeq and is a predicted model, not a curated record. Lineage: Eukaryota; Fungi; Ascomycota; Dothideomycetes; Pleosporales; Lindgomycetaceae. Gene Ontology annotation, molecular function: serine-type endopeptidase activity. Gene Ontology annotation, cellular component: membrane; signal peptidase complex. The coding region runs from base 154 to 675 and encodes 173 amino acids. The transcript is spliced from 2 exons.
AAACACCACAACCCCACGCUCGCUUUAAUCCUCACCGACGAGCUUAAUAGCUACUAGAGAGGAGUAAUUCCAACUCCGCACUCCCUGGUAUUCCCUUGAUCAGCCUUCCUCACCUUCUCCACCAAUACCUCCGACCUCCACCACUCUCUCACGAUGCUCGGCCUCGCAAAUAUGCAACCGCGGCAACUAGCCACCCAACUCCUCAACUUCGCGCUUGUCCUCUCCACCGCUUUCAUGCUAUGGAAAGGUCUUUCUGUCGUCAGCGAUUCGCCGUCACCAAUUGUUGUCGUGCUUUCUGGAUCCAUGGAGCCUGCGUUCCAGAGGGGAGAUCUACUGUUCUUAUGGAAUCGAGGGAUGGAUACACAAAUUGGGGAGGUGGUGGUGUACAAUGUGAAGGGCAAAAACAUUCCAAUUGUGCAUCGGGUGGUCAGGCGGUUUGGCGGAGGCAAAUCUCCCCUCCGACUUCUCACAAAGGGCGAUAACAACGCCGCAGACGAUACCGAGCUAUAUGCUACCGGCCAAUUGUUCCUCAACCGCCAGGAAGACGUCAUUGGCAGCGUGGUAGGGUACAUUCCAUUUGUGGGAUAUGUAACAAUUCUAUUGAGUGAAUAUCCCUGGCUGAAACAGGCGAUGCUGGGUAUUAUGGGCUUGAUGGUCGUGCUACAGCGGGAAUAGUUUGGCGAGUCUCGAGGGCUUGAGCGAUUUCUAGCUGUGAUGAUAGAAGUCAGCGAAAACAUGAGAUUCAUCCACACAACAGUCUAAAACUCGUGUUUUGGCAUAAAAGCGAGUUUUGAGCCUGUGUUUGUGUUAUCAACUGGGAUGGGUCGCGUUUGGCGUGGAAAACGUAUACGGCACAGCGUUCUAGUUCUGGACGCAGCGGGCUUA